AUGGUGAAGGGUCCGGAAACUACGAAGCCCUAUGAGAGUGACUCAGGAGCUGGCACCCCUCCUCGCCUUGGUGGGGCUCCUCUCGCCCCUCUCCUGGGACCCAGUGCUGGAGCAGCUGUGGAUUUAUGUGGAAGGAAUGAGUUCCAGUGUGGGAAUGGGGAAUGCAUCCCUUACAAAUGGAUUUGUGAUGGCAAAGCUGAAUGCCAAGAUGGUUCUGAUGAGUCCCUGGAUGCCUGCAAAUCUGUCACCUGUGAUCCAGGCCAGUUCAGUUGUGGUGGCCGCAUAAAUCGUUGCAUCAAUUUGAGCUGGCGGUGUGACUCUCAAACUGACUGUGAAAAUGGCUCUGAUGAAGAGAACUGCCCCCCUAAAACCUGUGCAGAUAAUGAAUUUCAGUGCAAAAAUGGAAAUUGUAUCACCUUAGAGUUUGUCUGUGAUGAAGACCAUGAUUGUGAUGAUGGGAGUGAUGAAGAACAUUGCCCUCCCCCAACCUGUAAUCCUGAAAUGUUUCACUGCAACAGUUCGGAGUGCAUUCCUAAACUCUGGGUCUGUGACAAUGAUGUGGACUGUAAGGAUGGGUCAGAUGAAACACUUGCACAAUGUGGGAAGCGAGAGACGACCAAUCCUUGCUCUCCCUUGGAGUUGCACUGCGGCAGUGGGGAGUGCAUCCACCAGCGUUGGCAAUGUGAUGGCAGCUUUGACUGCAAGGACAAAUCGGAUGAGGCAAACUGUGCUAAAGUCACGUGCCGGCCAGAUCAGUUCCAAUGUAAUGAUGGUACUUGCAUCCACGGGAGCCUGCAGUGCAACAAGGAGAACGACUGCAAGGAUAUGAGCGACGAGGUUGGCUGUGUCAAUGUGACAACCUGCAAAGGACCAAACAUAUUUAAAUGCCAUUCUGGAGAAUGUAUCACUAUGGACAAAGUCUGCAAUGGCCUGAAAGACUGCAGGGAUUGGUCAGACGAGCCUCUGAAGGAAUGCCGAACUAAUGAAUGUUUGACCAACAAGGGUGGUUGCUCACACAUAUGUAAUGACCUCAAAAUCGGAUAUGAGUGCUUGUGUCCUGAAGGCUUUCAGCUGAUUGACCAAAGAAAAUGUGAAGAUAUCAAUGAGUGUCUCAACCCUGAUACCUGUAGCCAAAGCUGUGUGAACUUGGAAGGAAGCUAUAAAUGUGAAUGUAAAGAAGGCUAUCAGAUUGACCCUGCAACCAAGACCUGCAAAGCGAUUGGCACCAUUGCAUACCUCUUCUUUACCAAUCGUCACGAGGUCAGGAAGAUGACUCUGGACCGCAGCGAAUAUACUAGUCUGAUCCCCAAGCUCAAAAAUGCAGUGGCCUUGGAUAUGGAAGUUGCCAAGAACAAAAUCUACUGGUCUGACAGCUCUCAGAAGAAAAUAUUUAGUACCCCAAUAGAUACAGCUCACAACCACUCCCACCAUACCACUGUAAUUGGCAAUGGCAUCCGAUACCCAGAUGGCCUAGCCGUCGACUGGAUACACAGCAACAUUUACUGGACUGAUUCUGGCCUGGGCACCAUCUCUGUGGCCAACAGCGAAGGCACAAAGAGGAAGACACUGAUCAAGGAAGUUGGUGCCAAGCCACGUGCCAUUGUGGUGGAUCCAGCUCGUGGGUUCAUGUACUGGACUGACUCACUGUCUGCAAAAAUCGCCAAAGUGGGCUUGAAUGGAGUGGACAACUUUUCCUUGGUGACAGAAGGUGUCCAGUGGCCUAAUGGAAUAACACUUGACUUAGUCAACCAGCGCCUCUACUGGGUAGACUCCAAGUACCACUCGGUCUCCAGCAUUGAUGUGGAUGGAGGGGAAACAGGAAGACCAUCCUUGUGUGAAUUGGUGUGUGAAAGGACUGGCAUUCCUAAUGGAGUUGCCAGUACCUAUGCCUUCCUGCCCCACAAAUCACCCUCCACUCACAAGUACACCUGUGCCUGUCCUGAUGAUCCUGUUGUCCCUGACGCCCCAGCGCUCGCACCCACUGCAAGGACCACACCUUUGGUGAGCUUCUCUCCACAUCUAAGGUCCAAGACUGACAACCAACCUCUCCCUGUCUCUACUGUGUCAAGCAAAUCUGCCCUGAACACACCCACCUCUGAAAUGGUCACCCUUUCCCAACAAGCCCGAAAUGGGAUCGCCGCAGAAACUGAUGCGGCAAAACAAAGGGGCCCACCAGUGCUUUCUAUUGUCCUGCCACUAGUCCUGAUUUGCUUAGUCUUUGGGGCUUUCCUUAUGUGGAAGAACUGGCGACAAAAUACCAACAGUAUCAACUUCGACAACCCUGUCUAGAAGACAACAGAAGACGGAUUUCACAUUUGUCGGAGUCGAGGAUAUACGUACCCAUCGAGACAAAUGGUCAGAAUGGAGGAUGAUGCAGCGUGAACCUGCCUCAAGACCUGAAGUCCUUCUCUCCAGACCUUGCUGCUUGUUUCCAGGGAAGAGAAUCUUGGUGCCCUGGCCUUCAGUUCUCUCUCAGCCGUCCAACACCACUUCCUGAAUGACUUGAUGGAACUUUUCCCUUUCUCCUUUAUUAUUAUUUUCUAAAAACAGAAAGAGUGCAUUGGUCAACUGCUGUUUAUGAAGAACAUUGCAAAUGAAGCUUGGCAGUCUUGUUGGGUUUUUACCUUUUUGUAUAUUUAUUUAUUUUUUCUUUUUUGUAUCCGGUGCUGCCAAGACACCAGUGUGUCUGCUGCAUUCUGGUUCUCCUUCAUAAUCUGGGCAGGGCAUUGUUUUCUUACAUGUGAAGGAGAGUAAGGGUUUAAUAGAAGAGGAGAAGGCUUCUCUCUAGAUGCACAGCUCAGUGUCUCAGGGUUGUUUCAGGGACUGGCCUUUGUGCCCUGCUGCUCUGCUUUAAAAGCUCCCACCGGCAGACACAAGGCCACCUUGGAAGGAGUGGGAGGCCAGAAGCCAAGCCUGCCUUGUCUAUGAGCUCAGGAACCCUUCCUCUCUCAAGCCAGCCCAGAGAAGCUUGGGAAGCGGAUCCCAGCCAUCCAUGUCGUCAGCAAGAAAUAAGUGACUUUGUUCUCUCUGGUUCCAAAGAAAAAGCAAAUCAGAACACAAAGGUCCAGGUUCUGGGUCUCCUGCCUGGAUCCUGUUGAAAACCUGUUGGAUCCUGUUGACCCAGGGCCAGUUAUUCUUCAGCCCACCUUGCAUUUUGGUUUUAUUCUUUGGUUCUGUUCAUGGUCUGUGUUGCCCUAUAGUUUUAUAUAAUUGUAUUUGCACUUGAUCCCUUUCUUGGUCUCUCUGGCCCCCACAUGCUAGAAGGACAAGAGGAACUCAACCAACCAACAAGCCCAAACCAAUGAGACAAACAGGCUGAGUGUGCAGGAGGGAAAAGAGGAGAGGGUGUUGCAUCGGCUUGGCACAGACUGUGUGGCUUGUAUGCAGGUGGACACAGGAAAAGUAGAUUGUGCUGGCCAGGAAACUGAAGCCAUUUGUCCUGCGUGUUCUAACUUAACCACAGGUUUGCAGUUGCCUUAUGCUGUGCUUCUUUAUGUCAGGAAUCUUUCACAGCUUCUUCUGUCUUCAAUUUUGCUUUGCUUGCUUUUUAUAUGCUUCCUUUACUAAUGAAGGGUGGUGUUGUUGUUUUAUGUGGCUGGGGCAAGGUGGAGGAAAUGCCAAGUGGACUCUUUUUUUGCUCCUCCACUCAUCACUGUAAGCUCCGGCUCUGCACUUUAGACAGGAAUAAAUAGGUUUUGUAUGUGUUACUUCUGCAGCUUUCAUAGAUGAAAGUGGGUUGAGUUGGAGCUGGUGUGUGCUUCUGCCAACAUUCACAGACUUUCUGUAAUGACAAAUGGGUUAUGCCCUGUGACUGCUCAGUAAUUUUUAAAAUCCUGUUAAUUGAUACAUCCUUACAUGUACAAAGAUACAGAAACAGGGUGCAAAUUCAAAAAUAGAUACUGGUUCAAACUUCAACAUAUGUCUAGCAGUGGAGGACUAAAUUACAUUUAUUCACCCAUUCCCCAUGUAACACCAAGCAAAUGUUGGCAGGAUUCUUGAAUAACAAAUGGGCAACUUUGUAUUCUUGGUCUAAUUCCCUUCCAUUGAUGGGGCAAAGCACUAAAUACCAAGGAAAAGUCCUCAAACCUUUUGGUCUGAAGCUGUGAAAGAUUCCAUCCUCUUUUUCCUAUUAUCAAGUAUGUAAAUAAUGUAUAUGUACAUUGUUGAGAUAUAUAUACAUAUAUAUAUUUCCUUUGCACAAAAGUUGCCUUGUCUAUUUGUACAUACGUUCAUAAAAGGUAUGAGUUAUUUAUUUAAGUUUAUAUUCUUGUUGUUGCUAAUUUGCCUUUCUCUUUGACUCUCUCUCUCUCUCUCUCUCUCUCUCUUCCUGUGAUUAUGUCCUUUUUCAUUCUUAAACAAAACUUGGAUGGAUAAAAUAAGUGUGUGUAUGGAUGUUUCUGAGUGGGAGGGCAGAUCAACUGUGAUUAAAUAAAAUGCAGUUCUAAUCUGGAACAAAUCUGACUGUGAACACAUGCACUUAUAGAAGUGUACUUUUAAAUGAGAAUGUAUUCUACACUGUUACAUCAAACUGUUCCAAUCUCCUUACCUAUGUUGAUGCUUUGAUUAAUAAAUUAUCCUUACUUGCUGCUCGUA
Sceloporus undulatus (fence lizard) is the source of this 4593-nucleotide messenger RNA. RefSeq names its product low density lipoprotein receptor (gene LDLR). Gene Ontology annotation, molecular function: calcium ion binding; protein binding. The record is from RefSeq and is a predicted model, not a curated record. NCBI's taxonomy places the organism in Eukaryota, Metazoa, Chordata, Lepidosauria, Squamata, Phrynosomatidae.